CGCUAGUGGGACGUCUUCUAGAAUUUUGAUAUUUGAUAACCUGCUCACGAAGCUGCUGUAAAGCUAUUUCUUGACCAAUUUCUGGUUGGAAAGACACUGAAGGAUAGCAGAAAGACCCAACCUAGGUAGCUCAGCAUCAUGGCAGACACACAACAGAGACUGCAAGGUCUUUCCGAGCAGUUUCAGAAGCUCCAAACAGAUCUACAGAAUAAUAUACAAUCACGGCAAAAGCUCGAGUCGCAACAGCAAGAGAACAAGGGCGUUCAAAAGGAAUUUGCAAGUCUCGACGACAAUUCAACUAUCUACAAAUUAGUUGGACCUGUACUCCUGAAGCAAGAUAAAGCCGAAGCUAUAUUGGGUGUAGAUGGCAGAUUAGAGCUCAUUGGGAACCAAAUCAAGGAGGUAGAAAAGCAGAUUAAAGAAGCACAAGACAAGAGUGAAGAGCUGAAAGCACAGAUCAUUCAAGCUCAGACAGAAGCACAAGAGCAUGGUGCUCAAGCACAAGUUGCCGCAUGAAGGGAUAACUGAACACAGGUAUUUGGCGUCUAGGGAAGAUCUGCAUUGCAUGGCGCACGAUACCGAAGAAAUGUUCAUACCAAACCUGGAGCUUUUUCUUGUCCAAAUUCAAAGUAACCUAAGGCUUACAGGUUAUUGCAUUUCCGACAGAACUUCAAGCUUGUCAACAGAUGUCUGAUAGUUCAUCUUACAUUUUCCACAGCUCCUAUCUACUUCCAAACGCAGGAGUAGCAAGCCUCAGUGGGCAACUGUCGAAACGAAAUAGAAAGAAUUAGAUCUUUGUCGGCUUCUUAAUUGAGUAUUCAUCUUGAAACGAUAGUACAUUGGACUAUGAGCUUCAAUUUGACACUUUGAUAAUCUGUGCUGAAGAAUUCACUAGUCACCCCCUUUUCUACAAGACAAAGAAGCGUGUGGCCAAAAUGUCCAGGAG
Mollisia scopiformis is the source of this 946-nucleotide messenger RNA. Its product is annotated as Prefoldin. The record is from RefSeq and is a predicted model, not a curated record. The transcript has 6 exons. Gene Ontology annotation, cellular component: cytoplasm; prefoldin complex. Gene Ontology annotation, biological process: chaperone-mediated protein complex assembly; protein folding. NCBI's taxonomy places the organism in Eukaryota, Fungi, Ascomycota, Leotiomycetes, Helotiales, Mollisiaceae. Gene Ontology annotation, molecular function: protein-folding chaperone binding. Bases 139 to 516 code for a protein of 125 amino acids.